CCUCCAUCGUCAGUAGCUGUUGAAUUUGCCUUCUCCAGCGCCUAUCACUCCCGUAUCCGUCCCGCCGCCACAUUGUAUCCUCCAAGCUCCCCACCCGUAACAGCAGUCGCCACCUGCGUACCUGCUCCGGGCCUUUCAAGCUCCUAGCUGCCUCACCCUCUUUAAAGAGAAGCCAAUUCUCUUUACUCAUCUUCUUCAACCUCACAACUACCUCACAGCCAUCUCCGCCACCAUGAUUGCCCCCGUAUUUCGGCAGUGCGCCCGCCGUGCCGCGCCGGUGGCCAUGCGCCACGCAUACGUCGCUGCCGCUGCGCGCAUGCUACACAAUGGCCCUCCCCGCCAGGACAAGCCUGGUAGCUACUCACGAACCGACCCUGGCGUCGAGCUUGAGCACCCCGCGGAGCACGAGCUUCCUAGCAGCAAGCCCGUCGCUGGUACUGGUGGCCAGUACGUUAAGCCUACCCUCGGUAGCUUCUCUCUCGACAACAACGUCGGUAUCGUCACUGGCGGCGCCCGUGGCCUCGGUCUCGUCAUCGGCCAGGGAAUGGUAUUCUCUGGCUCUAACCUCGCCCUUGUCGACAUGAACAAAGAGGAGGCUGAGAAGCAGACCGGCCUGCUCAUUGAGGCUUUCAAGAAGGAGAAUCCUCGUGCUGAGCGCAUCCCCAAGGUUACCGCCCACUACGCUGACGUCUCCGACCCCGAGUCCGUCGACGCCUGCAUCGCCGAGAUUCUCGCCGCCCACGGCAAGAUCGACAACCUCGUCACAUCUGCUGGUUUCACUGAGAACUUUGAGGCCGUCAACUACCCCAUCGAGCGUAUGCGCAAGCUCUGGGCCGUCAAUGUCGACGGCACCUACCUUUUCGCUACCUCUGUCGCUCGUCACCUGAUGGAGCGCAAGAGCCCCGGCAGCAUCGUCAUGAUCGGCAGCAUGUCUGGCUCUAUCGUCAACGUGCCCCAGCCUCAGACGCCUUACAACACCUCCAAGGCCGCUGUCCGACAUCUCGCUGCCUCCCUCGCCGUUGAGUGGGCCCACGCCGGCAUUCGCGUCAACUGUAUCUCCCCGGGAUACAUGCUGACCGCAUUGACUGAGAAGAUCCUCGACGAGAACCCGGCUCUCAAGCAGAAGUGGACCUCGCUCAUCCCUCAGGGAAAGAUGGGUCUGCCCAAGGACCUCAUGGGCCCUGUUACCUUCCUGCUAUCUGACGCCAGCCUGUACGUGACCGGCGCGGAUCUGCGCGUUGACGGCGGUUAUACCGUCACCUAAGCGGCAAGGAAAAAAGAGGCUACUACUCUCAUUUGUGUUUAUUUCAGGCGGGCGUGCCGGCAUAGAAUCGGGUUGGCUUAGAUAAUGAUAAUGCUACAAACCAAAAAAGUUUUUCUUGCUGCACAAA
Molecule: messenger RNA, 1391 nt
Organism: Ilyonectria robusta
Lineage: Eukaryota; Fungi; Ascomycota; Sordariomycetes; Hypocreales; Nectriaceae
Exons: 5
Coding region: 233-1264 (343 amino acids)
Cellular component (GO): intracellular anatomical structure
Molecular function (GO): oxidoreductase activity, acting on NAD(P)H, oxygen as acceptor
Source: RefSeq, a predicted model, not a curated record